GCGGCCGGCGGGAGGUGGAGUCACCCCGCGACCUGGACGGGAGCCUGGUGGGGUCAGCCCCCGACCCGCGGCCUGGCGCAUGGCUGUGUGGGGCCUGGGAGGCCGCCUGGGCCUGCGCGGGUGUCUCGGGGCCAGCGGACUACGUCCCCGUUUCCAGAGCCGCGGCCCCCAGGGCGUGGAUGACGGGGACAGGCCACAGCCUUCCUCGAAGACACCCAACCUCCCCAAGAUUUACACCAAAACAGGAGACAAAGGGUUUUCAAGCACCUUCACUGGAGAAAGGAGACCCAAAGAUGACCAAGUGUUUGAAGCCGUGGGAACUACAGAUGAAUUAAGUUCCGCCAUUGGGUUUGCUAUAGAAUUAAUUGCGGAAAAAGGGCACCCAUUUGCUGAAGAGCUUCAGAAAGUCCAGUGCUCGCUGCAGGACAUUGGCUCUGCCCUGGCGACACCGCACUCCUCGGCCCGGGAGGCUCACUUAAAACACGCUGCAUUCGGGGCGGGGCCCGUCCUGGAGCUGGAGCAGUGGAUCGACAAGUACUCCAGCCAGCUCCCCCCUCUCACGGCUUUCAUUCUGCCUUCGGGAGGCAAGAGCAGCUCGGCGCUGCAUCUCUGUCGGGCCGUGUGCCGCCGAGCGGAGAGACGCGUGGUGCCUCUUGUCCAGAUGGGCGAGACGGAUGCAAACGUGGCCAAGUUCUUAAACAGACUCAGCGACUAUCUCUUCACGGUAGCCAGAUACGCAGCCAUGAAGGAGGGGAAUCAAGAAAAAAUAUACAAGAAAAACGACCCGGUGGACCAAGCCUGAGGCACUUGGCAAUAAUGGAAAGGGGGGUUUGUAGACCCCUCCGUGGUGACCACGGUGAAGAGAAGAGGCUGCCCUUUGGUGCUCUGGUC
This is a messenger RNA of Ceratotherium simum simum (southern white rhinoceros), 891 nucleotides long. It is a transcript of the gene MMAB, whose product is annotated as metabolism of cobalamin associated B. NCBI's taxonomy places the organism in Eukaryota, Metazoa, Chordata, Mammalia, Perissodactyla, Rhinocerotidae. Gene Ontology annotation, molecular function: corrinoid adenosyltransferase activity. The record is from RefSeq and is a predicted model, not a curated record.